CAAGGACCCAGAAGGAAAGUCCACCUUCCCAGCACAGCUGAGCCGUCCACCCUCUCGGCUACUUGUCAGGCUGACUACCAGCUCAAAGGGGACAAGCCAUCUUCCUUGCGUCUCGAAAUGGUACUUUCUAGGCUCGGCAGAGAGGAUCCGAUCGGAAUGUCCUAACCUGGCCAUCCAAAGCCUUGGUCCAGACAGACCCGACUUCAGGCACAGUCUUCCCGCUGGCGUUGACGAGAUGGGCAAAGUGGAUCUUAUCUCUCACCACAUCCCGCACCGGCUUGGGCAGGCAAGACACCUCCACCUGUGGUUUAACAGGCUGAGAUAACACUGUACGAACAUUCUUUUUCUGCCGCCUCUAAUGAAAGAGAUCUGAGAGGAGCCCCUCCCUGCUGAGGUCUGGUGAAGAGUCAGAGGCCAAAGCAUGGGCUGAAUGACAGGCAUCCCAAGCAGUGACUCGAGCCGUCCGUGAUUUCAGAGGGAGCUCGUUACGGUGACUCCACGGUCAGGACUGCAGCCCCACGUGGCCCAUCGGUCCCGCAGGAGGCAGACCAGGCACUACAUAAAAGUCCCCUGCCUUGCUGCACUCACAGUGCACGUCCUUGGUUGGAUCUUGUUGAAGAUCAGGUUCUACAAAUCACUCUAGGAUGUCCUUCAGUGAUCAGCAGUACAAGCAGCCAUGUGUGCCCCCAUCAUGUCUUCAAAAGGCCCAAGAGCAGUGUCAGGCGCAGGCUGAGGAAGUGUGCAAGCCCCACCAGCAGGACGCCUGCCGAGAGAAGGGCCUAGGACAAGCCCAAGAGGUAUAUCUUUCUCAGUGCCCAGAGGUAAGCCAAGAAAACUGCCCACAACAAGUCCAAGAUCCAUGCCAAGACCAAUGUCUACCUCAGUGGAUGGAGCCAUGCCAGGAGCCACCCCAAACAAAAUGUGUGGAGGUGAGCCCACAGCAAGUCCAGGGGAAGUGUUCACCCCCUGGCAAGGGGAAGUAGCUGCUCAUAUGCCAUCUGGGUUAAGAAGAUGGCCAACGGUUGAAAACCCAAUCCCAGCCCCCACUCGGUGACCUCCUCCUCUGUGUGCAAUGUACCCUCUUGCCUCUUGGCUUCCUCCAUACUCCAGGACUGGGUCUGUGUCUCUGAAGACAGUUCUCCCUGUAUGUCAUCAACCUCCAUGAGUAAGUAUUGUUCUCAGCAGCCUGGUGGAAACUAUCAAAUGUAGGAAUGGUGUGGUUAUCAAGAACACCAAAGCCUAACACAGCUCCCGUGGGGCAAAUUCUUCCUAGCCCUUGGUAAGCAACAAGGAAGGGUGCCUUCAUGCAUCUUCUAGUGUCAGGGCCUCAUUCAAGCCUCACAGCAACCUGACUCUGAUGGACGUUUUGCGUGUCAUCACCACCACAAUCGUGAGUUAAGAAGAGGUUGGUUAGGGUGCAAACAUCAAAAAUUGGGUAGUUUUCUCUCUGGCCCUAACAGAGACAAUGGUUGGACACUGUAAUGUUGAGUGUGCUUUUUAAAAAUGAAAGAAAAUUAUGUGAAGGACUGAAUUCAAACAGCCAACAAGGAAAUACAAGAUGGGACGUUGGGGUCUUUGUCAAUCUUUGUGCUGCGUAGCUGGUCUUUCUGGGGCCCCUCCUGGUCACCAUGUGCCCUCUGUAGAGAUGUGAUUUGUGUCUCUGGGAUACAAGCUGGCCUGCGCUCCAGCUUCCUCACCUUCUUCUCCCCGGUGAAGGUAAAACACAUAAUAAAGCCGAUCCUGAGGCUGAUACCUGACAUGGCGCGUGUUCUGUCCUCCCCACCACCCGAACACCUGCUGUCCUGUGCUGAUUAUUUUCUCCUGUGGGGAGGGGAUCUUAAGCAGGAAUAAAAGCAGACCUCACAGGUGCACAGAACACCGACAUGGAAAGGGCCUCCUUCAGGUCCUCUGGACACCCCACUCACAGCCUUGGCAGGCUCAACCAGGCACACACUUUACACAUCAGAACACGCAGCAGGAGGCUGGGACUGCUCACAUGCAGUCAGCUGCAGGUCCUUUCCACUACGGAAUCUCUCCUCUUUCAAUGUCGCUUUCCAGAGG
Molecule: messenger RNA, 2061 nt
Organism: Heterocephalus glaber (naked mole-rat)
Lineage: Eukaryota; Metazoa; Chordata; Mammalia; Rodentia; Bathyergidae
Source: RefSeq, a predicted model, not a curated record